This is a messenger RNA of Artibeus jamaicensis (Jamaican fruit-eating bat), 1367 nucleotides long. Its product is annotated as transmembrane protease serine 11B. The coding region runs from base 36 to 1289 and encodes 417 amino acids. The transcript is spliced from 10 exons. Gene Ontology annotation, biological process: proteolysis. The record is from RefSeq and is a predicted model, not a curated record. Gene Ontology annotation, cellular component: plasma membrane; extracellular region. Gene Ontology annotation, molecular function: serine-type endopeptidase activity. NCBI's taxonomy places the organism in Eukaryota, Metazoa, Chordata, Mammalia, Chiroptera, Phyllostomidae.
AUUACCCUUGACGCCACCACAGCAAUCAGAAUAUUAUGUACAGGUAUGGCAUAUCGACCCAGAAAAAAGCUUGGUCACCAUGUAUAACAGUUCUUAUUUUUCUUGGUGUGAUGGCAAUCUUGGGAGUGACUAUUGGUCUCCUCAUUCAUUUUCUGGCAGUUGGGAAGAUUUACUAUUACCAAGGUAAUUUUCAUAUUUCUGGAGUCACGUACAAUUAUAGUUGUAAAAAUGCAGCUUCACAAGUUAGCGCAAAUCUGAGCAAAGAUAUUGAGACUAAGAUGUCUGAUGAAUUUCAAAAUUCUAGCCUAUACAGAGAAUAUAUCAACUCUCAGGUCAUCAAACUUCUCCCUCAUUCCAAUAGUUCAAGUGUACAGUUGCUGCUGACAUUCAAGUUUCCUCCACAAAAAAGGGAGAUCAUGAAGACUGAAAUUAAAGCCCUCUUACUUCAGAUGUUGAAAGACAACAUGGUACCCUGGAAUGCGAUUCCAGCUUCCAUUAGACUUAUGGAAAUCAGCAAGACUGAUGCUGAAAUGCUUACCAACAACUGUUGUGGGAGACAACAAGUCAAUAGUCUUGCAUCAGGCAACCGAAUUGUGAAUGGGAAAAAUGCCCAUGUGGGGGCGUGGCCGUGGCAGGCCAGUAUGCAGUGGAAGGGCCAACAGCACUGUGGAGCGUCUCUGAUCAGCAGCAGGUGGCUAUUAUCUGCAGCUCACUGCUUUGUUCAGAGAAACAAUUCAGGAGAUUGGACCGUCAAUUUUGGAACUCUAGUAAAUGAACCAUUUAUGACACGAAAAGUCCGAAACAUUAUUUCUCAUGAAAAUUUUAGCAUGGCUGGGGUUCGUAAUGACAUUGCCCUUGUGCAGCUUGCUGAAGAAAUCUCUUUCUCAAAGUACAUUCGUAGUAUUUGUCUUCCCGAAGCCACACUGAAGCUCUUAGAAAAUGACAGUGUUGUAGUCACAGGAUGGGGAACACUGUUUAUGAAUGGUCCCCUUCCAAAUAUACUUCAAGAGGCCUUUGUGAAUAUUAUUGACAACAAAGUUUGCAAUGCUCCAUAUGCAUUAUCUAACUUGGUGACAGAUAAAAUGCUAUGUGCUGGAUAUAUGUCAGGAAAAGCUGAUGCCUGUCAGAAAGACUCUGGAGGACCACUAGCUUACCCUGACUCUAGAAAGAUCUGGUACCUUGUUGGAAUAGUAAGCUGGGGUGAUGGAUGUGCCAAAAAAAACAAGCCAGGUGUCUACACUAGAGUGACUGCUUAUCGUGAUUGGAUUAACUCCAAGACUGGACUCUGAAGGGGAAAUAACUUUGGAAUUGAACACAAGGACAACUGCAGGGUAUUCUUAUCCAUUGCUUCAAAAUCUUUUUCUUUU